CCGCCCUCAGUGCAGCAGCUCCUCGCUUUGGUUGACAGAAACGAAAGUCGGUCGCAAGUGUGUUCGGUUCGCUGACCAGUGUUUCACUGCAGUUCACACCAGGACAGGAGACUGAGAGAUUGAAUCCAGCAGCAACAAUGGCAGACAGUGAGAAGACAAAGGAGAGUGGAGCUGCAGCGGCAGCACAAGCAGCUGAUGACGACCAGCAGAAUGUUGUUUCCAGGGUGACCCAGCUGCCACUGGUCAGCUCAGCUUGUGAGGCAGUGUCCAGCGCUUACUGCAGCACCAAAGAACAAGUGCCCAUCCUGAAGGGAGUGAUGGAUGCAGCAGAGAGUGGCGCCCGAACUCUUGGUGCAGCUGCUUCUACCGGGUCCAAGCCUCUGUUGGACAUGAUAGAACCACAGCUUGCCACAGUCAAUGAAUAUGCAUUGAAGGGACUGGAAAAGAUGGAGGAGACGCUUCCUAUCCUUCACCAACCUGCAGACCAGGUGGUGUCGAACACAGUCAGCAUGGUGUACCAGUCAGUGGCAGGUGCCAAAGAGGCCGUGGUGGGGGCAGUGAUGGGCGGCAUGGACCUGACCUGUGCAGCAGUCAGUGGAGGUAUCAGCACUGUCAUGGGCACCAGGAUGGGGCAGAUGGUCAGCAGUGGGAUGGGCCUGGCCCUCAGCCGAACCGAGGACUGGGUCGACCACAACCUACCAAUCACUGAGAGGGAGCUGGCUGCUGUGGCUGAACCUGCCACCAGUGAGUUGACUACCACACCAGACAGCCCCAGCUACUUUGUCCGCCUGGGUAAACUGUCUGCCAAGGUACGAGAGAGAGCCCUACAGCUCUCCCUGAACCGUGCACGACAUGCCAGGGAGACCACCUACACUGCAGUGGCUCAGAUUACCAGUACUCUGGACCUGCUGGAGAGAGCCCGUACCAGCGUGGGUACGGCCAGUAACCAGACAGGAGGCGACUCGGAGCAGCUGCUGCAGCGCUGGACAGAGUGGAAGCAGACAGAGGCUGGAGCCAGACAGACUGAGCCAGAGCCAGAUGUGACCAGAGAUGAAUCCGAGCGCCUGGAAUGGCGGGCCCUGUCCAUGGUGCGUGGUCUGAGUGAUCAGCUGCGGUCAGCGUCCUCCAGUGUGGUUUCCAGUGCUCAGGGUUUGCCAGCUGCAGUCCAGGACCAGCUGACCCACGCGAGGCAAUCAGCUGAAGAGCUGUACUCCUCUCUGGGGAGCACCAGCAAUCUCACACCCCUCCUUCUGGAGCGGAGCCGUCACCAACUGACCCAAGUUCAACAUUCUCUAGAUGGCGUCAUGGAGUAUCUGCUCAACAACACACCACUCAACUGGUUGGUGGGACCCUUUGCCCCUCAGAUCACUGAGAGGGAAGAAGGAGACGUGGCGAUGGAGGAGCUUGGUCCAAACAAGUAGACUUUGAGAAGACUUGUCCCACACAAGUCUUCUUGAAGACCUGAGGUUCACUGUACAUGGACCAUUUAAACAAAAGCUUGCUUGAAGAAGAAAACAUGUUGCCAUCAUUCGAUCCCGUAAUUGGAACCUAUGACACUACAAUCAUGAUUUAGAAUUUGAUUACAGCCACUGACCAGGGAAGCCUGAGAGAAUCUAUAUAUUUCUGCACUCUAAUGUUUAUAAAUGAAUAGAUUUUUUUUUUUUAAGUCUGUUUGAAAGAUUUCUGUUUGUGCCUUCAGAAGACGUUGAAAACAGGACACAUGUAUCUUCAGUAACGUGUUCAAAUUGAUCAUAGUGCCUUUCAUUUGUUUUUAAAUCUGCUGUUUCAGCAUUUACUAUGUGAACUCAUGGUGUAUUUAUGGAUGCAGCUAAUGACCUGAUUUGUCAAUAAAUACUCAGUUGACUGUC
This is a messenger RNA of Solea senegalensis (Senegalese sole), 1868 nucleotides long. RefSeq names its product perilipin-3-like. The transcript has 8 exons. Gene Ontology annotation, biological process: positive regulation of triglyceride storage; lipid storage. Bases 138 to 1421 code for a protein of 427 amino acids. NCBI's taxonomy places the organism in Eukaryota, Metazoa, Chordata, Actinopteri, Pleuronectiformes, Soleidae. The record is from RefSeq and is a predicted model, not a curated record. Gene Ontology annotation, cellular component: lipid droplet; cytosol.